This is a messenger RNA of Prunus armeniaca (apricot), 3045 nucleotides long. The record is from the annotation of a GenBank genome assembly. NCBI's taxonomy places the organism in Eukaryota, Viridiplantae, Streptophyta, Magnoliopsida, Rosales, Rosaceae.
AUGGCGGUGAGGCUAACCACCUGGUUCGUGAGCCAGAGGAUUAGCGUUAGCGGCUCCAGCUCCAACUCCAAGCGCUCAAAUUCUAACUCUCGCUUUUCAUUUCAUUACUCUCCUGCUUCUUCGUGCAAGCUUCGACACCGUAAUCUCAGUUGCAAUUGCGUGAAUAAGAGGCAAAAAUUGAAGAAGAAAGACGCAGUCGAACAGUCUUCGGCAACUACAGAUUUCCAGUUCAAUAGCGAUGACGACUCUGAAUCUGAGAGUGCUUCGGUGGGCAUUGUCCCCGUUUUGAAUCCAGAAAGUGUCUCUGACGAUGAAGCUCACGCUACCAAUGCAAACGAUUCUAUUUCAGAUGCUCUAGCUCCGUCUGAUCAAACAAAUCCUUCGGCAUAUAAUACACAGGACUUGGUUGGCAUGAUAAGAAAUGCAGAGAAAAAUAUCCAUCUUCUCAACCGAGCUCGGGUUAAUGCGCUUCAAGACCUUGACAAGAUUCUGGGUGAGAAGGAGGCAUUGCAAGGAGAGAUGAAUGCUUUGGAGAUGAAAUUGGCAGAGACUGAUGCGCGGAUCAGAGUAGCUGCCCAGGAAAAAAUAAAGGUGGAACUUUUAGGAGACCAGUUGGAUAAGAUGCAGAAUGAGCUGAGGUUAAAUGGUGGUGGUGCUGAAAGAGGUGAGGUGGUGGAGAUUUUUGAGAAUGAAAACGAGCUAUUUAAUGAAGAAGCCCCUCUGCCAUACAGAAAUAGCAUCAAUGCUCUUAUGGCCAAUCUUAAUUCAUUGAGAUUAGAAAAUGUAUCCCUGAAGAAUGAUGUCGAAGAGCUUAGGGAGGAGCUUAGCAAUGUGAAGAAUACAGAUGAACGAGUGGUAAUGCUGGAAAAACAACGGUCGUCUUUAGAGUCUGCCCUGAAGGAGUUGGAGUCUAAACUUUCAGUUUCUCAGGAAGAUGUUUCCAAGCUUUCCAAUCUCAAAGUUGAAUGCAAAGGGUUGUGGGAGAAGGUGGAAAAUUUGCAGCUGCUGCUAGAUAAGGCCACCAAACAGGCAGAUCAAGCUAUUAUAGUGUUACAGCAGAACCAGGAGAUUCGAAAAAAGGUUGAUAAAUUGGAAGAAUCUCUUGAAGAAGCUAAUGUCUAUAAGCAGUCAUCAGAAAAGAUGCAACAAUAUAAUGAACUAAUGCAACAGAAGAUAAAACUGAUGGAGGAACGGCUUCAAAAAUCUGAUGAAGAGAUACAUUCUUAUGUUCAAUUAUAUCAAGAAUCUGUGGAGGAAUUUCAAGACACACUAAAUACUCUAAAAGAAGAAAGCAAGAGACGGGCACUUGAUGAACCUGUGGAUGAUAUGCCUUGGGAAUUUUGGAGUCGUUUAUUGCUUAUUAUUGAUGGUUGGUUGUUUGAGAAUAAAAUAUCAAUCGAUGAUGCCAAGGUGUUGAGAGAAAUGGUAUGGAAGAGAGAUCGACGUAUUCAUGACUCGUACAUGGCAUGCAAGGAAAAGAACAUGCACGAGGCUGUGUCUACAUUUCUCAGACUGACGUCGUCACAAACAAGUCCAGGAUUGCAUGUCGUUCAUAUUGCAGCAGAGAUGGCACCAGUUGCUAAGGUUGGUGGCUUGGGGGAUGUUGUGGCUGGUCUUGGUAAAGCACUGCAGAAGAAGGGGCACCUUGUGGAAAUUGUUAUUCCCAAAUAUGACUGCAUGCAGUAUGAUCUUGUUCGUGACCUAAGGGCCUUAGAUGUGGUGUUAGAGUCAUACUUUGAUGGUCGACUAUUCAAAAGUAAAGUCUGGGUUGGCACAGUUGAAGGUCUCCCUGUUUAUUUUAUUGAGCCUCUUCAUCCUGAUAGGUUCUUCUGGAGAGGACAGUUUUAUGGAGAACGUGAUGAUUUUAAGCGAUUCUCCUUUUUCAGCCGUGCAGCCCUUGAGUUACUUCUUCAAUCUGGCAAGAAACCAGACAUAAUACACUGCCAUGAUUGGCAGACAGCUUUUGUUGCUCCACUUUAUUGGGAUUUAUAUGCCCCAAAGGGAUUGAACUCGGCUAGAAUAUGUUUUACAUGCCACAACUUUGAAUACCAAGGGACUGCACCUGCGUCUGAAUUAGGAUCUUGUGGUCUUGAUGUCAACCAGCUAAAUAGACCAGAUAGAAUGCAGGACAACUCAUCACAUGAUAGGAUCAAUGCUGUUAAGGGUGCAGUUGUAUUCUCUAAUAUUGUGACAACAGUAUCACCCACCUAUGCGCAAGAGGUUCGUACUGCUGAGGGAGGACAUGGUCUCCAUUCAACACUCAAUUUCCAUUCUAAAAAGUUCAUUGGGAUUCUAAAUGGUAUUGAUGCUGAUGCGUGGAAUCCUGCCACUGAUGCGCAUCUCAAAGUACAGUACAAUGCUAAUGAUCUUCAGGGAAAAGCAGAGAAUAAGGAAGAUAUAAGGAGGAAUCUAAGGCUUUCUUCUGCAGAUGUCAGGAGGCCACUGGUAGGUUGCAUAACGCGAUUGGUGCCACAGAAAGGUGUACAUCUUAUCAGACAUGCAAUAUAUCGAACAUUGGAGCUCGGAGGACAGUUUGUACUUCUGGGUUCAAGCCCGGUGCAUCAUAUUCAGAGGGAAUUUGAGGGUAUUGCAAACCAUUUUGAGAAUCAUGAUCAUAUUCGGUUGAUAUUGAAGUAUGACGAUUCUCUUUCCCAUUCGAUUUUUGCUGCUUCUGAUAUGUUCAUCAUCCCAUCUAUCUUUGAGCCUUGUGGACUUACCCAGAUGAUAGCCAUGAGAUAUGGUUCUAUACCCAUUGUAAGAAAAACUGGUGGUUUAAAUGAUAGUGUCUUUGAUGUCGAUGACGACACCAUACCUGUUCAGUUUCGGAAUGGAUAUUCAUUCUUGAGUGCUGAUGAAUGGGGAGUAAACGGUGUUUUGGAACGUGCAUUUGACCUCUAUACAAGUAAGCCCGAUAGUUGGCAGCAGCUAGUUGAGAAGGUCAUGAAUAUGGAUUUCAGUUGGGACUCUUCUGCAUCACAGUACGAAGAACUCUACUCAAAGUCUGUGGCCAGAGCGAGGGCAGCAGCUCGCACUCAAGCAAUAUGA